Molecule: messenger RNA, 1604 nt
Organism: Aplysia californica (California sea hare)
Lineage: Eukaryota; Metazoa; Mollusca; Gastropoda; Aplysiida; Aplysiidae
Product: phosphoenolpyruvate phosphomutase
Molecular function (GO): phosphoenolpyruvate mutase activity
Source: RefSeq, a predicted model, not a curated record
UUUCCCUCUCCCUCCCUCUCACACACCCAGUGGCCUGCCGAGAGUGUAGUCUGCUCUUUUUGGGGGCGAUUUUGUGCACAUCACGCGUUGCUGCCUGCAGGACUUGUCCAUUCACUUUACCAAAUUAAUCAGAAAAAGAAGUAGAAGAUCCCCAUUCCGGAAGAAAAUUGUUAACAAACGGAACUACCCCAGCGAACCUAAAGCUAAACGGCAAUCCAUAGAAUUAUUUGCAGCUAAGUUAGCGGAAUUAGAGUAUUUAGAGCUCACAAUUGCAGUGCUGUAGCUGUAGAAUAUUUCUCAAGGCCUAUCCUAUCAAGUUUCAUUACAAGAGCUGACAACACAAUGGCUAGUGCUGUAGGAUUUCUUCAACGGUUGUAUUCGCCAGUGGCGAGAACAGUCUCAACACAUCUGAAGCAGACAACAUCUUCAAGAGAAAUCCACCAAGUUCCGGCAGAUGCUGUUGUCAUCUGAGCUGGAAUUCAUUAUGGAGGCUCACAGCGGCAUCAGCGCCGUCAUUGCUGAGGAGGCGGGCUUCAAAGGCAUCUGGGCCAGCGGCCUCUCCAUGGCAACCCAGCUGGGCGUCCGUGACAGCAACGAGGCCAGCUGGACCCAGGUCCUGGAGGUGCUGGAGUUCAUGAACGACGCCAUCGACGUGCCCAUCCUGGUGGACGCCGACACCGGCUACGGCAACUUCAACAACGCCAGGCGCCUGGUCAGGAAACUGGAGGACAGGGGCGUGGCUGGCGCGGCCGUGGAGGACAAAUUAUUCCCUAAGACCAACUCUCUCCUAGACGGUCGGGCUCAGCCAUUGGCUGAUGUACAGGAGUUUGCCCUCAAGAUACAGGCAAUGAAGGAGGCCCAGCGAGACCCAGACUUCAACAUCGUGGCCCGUGUGGAGGCGCUGAUCGCGGGCUGGGGCGUGGACGAGGCCUUGAAGCGAGCAGAUGCCUACCUGCAGGCAGGGGCCACCGCCAUCUUGAUGCACAGUAAACUGUCCGAGCCCACGGAGAUCCUAGAGUUCCUCAAAGCCUGGCAGAACAAGGGCCCUGUGGUGCUGGUACCCACAACUUACUACAAGACCCCCAUGGAUGUUUGGAGAGAGCAGAAUGUUUCCCUGGUCAUCUGGGCCAACCAUUCGAUCCGGGCAUCGGUCAAGGCUAUGCAGGAACUGACUGCCAGGAUCUACAAGGAGCAGUCGACAGCUGGAUUAGAGAAGGAGAUUGUUGCAGUCAAGGAGCUCUUCCGACUGGCUAGAGACCAGGAACUGAAGCAAGCUGAGGACAAGUACUUGCCCAAAGUUUAGGGAGAGCUACAGGCAGACAGAUUCCAGGAACACAAAAUGCUGAACAACACAGAAGGGAAAAUAAGAAAAGAAACAAAAAUUACUUGAGAGGCUGAUUAUUUUGUAAGCAAAUUCACACUCACUCAAAGAAGGUUUGAGAGAUUUAAGGCUUUGGAAUGUACAUGUAAUUAAUCAAGACAGUCUUACUCAACUAGUGAUACACGGAAUCACAAAUCUAAGUUUUUCACUUAAAAACUUUAGUACAGAUUUAAUGGAAAAGUAAUCUUUUUCGUGUAGAAGAGGAUGAGGCAUCUUCAAAAAA